Messenger RNA from Oncorhynchus nerka (sockeye salmon), 2355 nucleotides. RefSeq names its product protein FAM53B-like. Lineage: Eukaryota; Metazoa; Chordata; Actinopteri; Salmoniformes; Salmonidae. The transcript is spliced from 5 exons. Bases 340 to 1683 code for a protein of 447 amino acids. The record is from RefSeq and is a predicted model, not a curated record. Gene Ontology annotation, biological process: positive regulation of canonical Wnt signaling pathway; protein import into nucleus. Gene Ontology annotation, cellular component: nucleus.
GCUCAAUGUCUGGUAGUUGUGAGAGUUCAGUUCCCUGGGUGGGUGUCCAUGCAGCACGGGACGUUUGAACUCAAUGCUUUGUCUUGUUUUUGUUUGUUUGUUUGUUGUUGCAGUACUAUGUUUUUUGCAACAAAAUAAACUUGGAAGAUGAUUCUGCAUUUCGAACUGUAAGUUGGUGUGGGAGUCAGACAGACAUUGGGACCCAUCGAGAUGUGCAGCUUGAUUCUCAGGAGGGACAGGAAGUAGACAUUCCAGGAGGUGCUGAGGAUCGUCAAGAUGGCCUCCAUCGCCAACCCGGUUCACAGCCAAAAUGCGCCGGAAUAGAGUGUGGCAGCGGAGAUGUGGGGCGGCGUUGCCUUGGUGAUCAUUUACACAACAUUACUGGAAAAGAAGCCGGGUGUCGACGAUGUAAAGUCCAAAGUCAAAGAGACCGAUUUGGAGCUGAUCAAGGCAGAGACCAUGAGCCUUCAGGGGACAGCACUCUUCUCUUAUGGAGUCAUGGAGACCGGCAGCAGGUGGGGUCUGGGCCGGGGGUGUUGUGGAGCCCUGCCUCACCAGAGACCCUCAGUGGAGUCCUGUUGCCUGGAGAACCUGUGGGAUGUCCUGCCCUCCGAGGUUCUACCCCGCCACUACUACCCGAGCUCAGUCAGAGACGCGGGACUGGGUCCCACCAGCACCACCUCCAUCCCGGGCACCAUCACCAGCCUGCUACAGGACCUGAGCCUGGGUGAGACGUCAGCCGCCGCAGCCUCCUCACCCUCCGCCGCUCCACCCUCCAAACGCCAGUGCCGCUCCGUCUCCUGCUCAGAGGACCUGGGAGGCCGGUCGUCGGCCUGGAGGCCCCAGGGGUCCGGGGUGUGGACGGCUGUGGCGAAGAGGCGAUCCCACAGCGGAGGAAGUGUCCAGAGAGGAUUUGCAACAGGAGGAGGGACGCGCUCUCAGCAGCUAGGGUUCCCUGUCAUGCAGCGUAGCUUCAGCUUCAGCCUGCCAGCUCGCUCCAACACCCUCUCCCUGGAUCUCACUGGCUUCACCCCCUGCCCUUCCUACUUCAGUGGCUUAGCCCCUCCCUCUUACUCCUCCCGGUCCUCCGAGCCCCCCAGGUCCUUCCUCUACCUCUCUCAUGAACAGAUCUGCCUCCCAGAGAUCCAGGGAGUGCCGGCGUCGCCCCUGAGCUCCCCAGACUCCACCCCAGAGAUGAAGCGCCGUGCUGGGCAGGGGGGGCUGGCCCGGAGUUGCUCUCAGCCCUGCGUCCUCAGCGACAAGAAGACUGGUAUGAAGCGGAGGAGACCAGCCGACUCUCACAAACAGAGGCCUUCUCUGGACCUGACCAAGAUGACACAGAAACUUCGGAAUUUCCAAAGCCUCAGCUGCCCUGGGAUCACUGGGGACCACAGCUAUCAAUCAACCCAGGUCCCGCCCCCUCUGAGGACCACUGACCAAUGUGAGACUGACUUCACCUCUGCAGGCGAUCAGGGAUUGGACGAGCCAACCGCCAGCUCCAAAGAUGGCGGAGUUGUCACUAGUGUCUCUGGGGAAGAGGAUCUAGCCAUCUCCAUCGAGGAGCUGGAUUGGCUGAGCUCCCCGGUCUGCGACGACGUGACAGAAGGGGCAGCCACUGGCACCAGGAAGGAUGUGUAUCAGCUGGGAGGAGAUCUGGACAUCGAUCAGAUCGAGAGGAACUGAACCCGGGUCGUUUUCAUUAGGCACCAAACGGAACAAAACAGACUGAAACGAGGACAGAGAACCUGGAUAUGUCCAAUGAGAAAUGCUGCAAAAUGUUAAUGUUUUUUUUUCCUCAUGUUCCCGAAUGAACAUGACCCUGAACUAUUCGUACCACCCUCAGGAGAAUGGGACUGAAUGACCCUGAACUAUGACAGGCUUAAAGGACAAAGACAAGUAGACUACAGUAGUCCUUGUGAAGAGACCAGACUCCUGCUCUGACUAAACCCUGUAGACUACAGUAGUCCAUGUGAAGAGACCAGGCUCCUGCUCUGACUAAACCCUGUAGACUACAGUAGUCCUUGUGAAGAGACCAGGCUCCUGCUCUGACUAAACCCUGUAGACUACAGUAGUCCAUGUGAAGAGACCAGGCUCCUGCUCUGACUAAACCCUGUAGACUACAGUAGUCCUUGUGAAGAGACCAGGCUCCUGCUCUGACUAAACCCUGUAGACUACAGUAGUCCAUGUGAAGCGACCAGGUCAUGUCUCUGGGAGUGAAAGGUGAAGGAGGGUCUCUCUUUGUCGUCUGUCUGGACUAUCAGCAUUUCUCUCGUAGCCUGAAUGCCUUAUCUACAACGAUGUACUGGUUUGUAUAACGAUGUACUGGGUAUGAACAGAAUAAACAGCUGGUUUGUA